AUCAUUGGCCUUGGCAGGUAGGUUGUUGAAUGGUGGGGGAGUUUUGUGGCUUCUAUUCUAUACACUCCUCCACACACACUGCUCAAUGGUUCAUAAUCCUCGUUACUUCUAAUUCUCUUAACUCUCCUCUCCUUAUCUUAUGUGCAACAAAUGCUGAGCCUUAAAAAUCCUUAGAAUUGUGGAUGAAUUGCAUGCAAUAAGAAAUACACAGAUAACUGCUGCUUCAGCUUGCCCCUUUUCUUUCACUUAACAUGUCAAAUUGCCUUUUAUCUUCAGGCCCUUUCUGUAUAGAUGACAAUGUGCUUGGAUAUUGGUUGGGAAUAUUGCCAGUCACAUUUGCUGCAGCAUAUAUUGGCAAAACCUUUAAGGGACUUUCAGAGAUUACACAUGGAUGGAAUGAAGUUUCAACAGCUCAAUGGGUAAUAUUGUUCUUGGCAUGUGGAAUAUCUGUGAUUCUUCUGGCUCUCGUCACCGAAAUUGCCAAGGCCUCUCUCUGCGAUGAACAAGCUAAAAGAAGCAGUUUAGCUCCUGAAAUGUUAAUGCUGCCUCUUAUAGCAACUAGCAAAGAAAUGGACCUCAAGUCUGUCAUAAUAAGAAUAGAUCCACUGAGAGAGGAUCUUGAAAGAAAAACUAUACUUGUUUGAUUCAUUCCAGCUAGACCUUGAGUGCAACUUGAAUACCUGAAAAUUAUAGGUUAUUAUUGUUAUAUAUGUUGUUUAAAUUGAUUGAGAAACUUUUGUUCCUCUUUUUCUUGAGGAAGAAGAG
Messenger RNA from Lotus japonicus, 765 nucleotides. RefSeq lists its product as uncharacterized. NCBI's taxonomy places the organism in Eukaryota, Viridiplantae, Streptophyta, Magnoliopsida, Fabales, Fabaceae. The record is from RefSeq and is a predicted model, not a curated record. The transcript has 5 exons. Gene Ontology annotation, cellular component: membrane. The coding region runs from base 252 to 644 and encodes 130 amino acids.